AAUCAACGAUUCGUAAUAGGGGUGUCGCGGGUGGAUGUGGGGUGGGUAUUUGCGUAGGGGAGUUCAUUUUGUGAAAUCUUUUAAAAAAAAAUUAAUUUUAAGUAUCUUGCGUUAAUAAAACAAAAUAAAAACAAUGUCCCAUCAAACAGGAAUUAAAGCAAACGAAGGUUUAAAGAAAAUUUUCGCUAAAUGCAGAGACGGCAAAAUAAGAGUAUUAAAAGUUUCAAUUGAAAAUGAGGAAUUAUCUUCUUCCUCAUCAUCGAAACCUGUGGGUAAAUGGCAAGAUGAUUAUGAUAAAAUGAUAAAACCAUUGAUUGAAGAAAAUCAGCCAGCUUAUAUUCUUUAUCGUCUUGAUACAAAAUCUGAUUCUGGUUAUGAUUGGCUUUUUAUUUCUUGGUCGCCGGACACUGCACCAAUUCGGCAAAAAAUGCUUUACGCUUCAACAAAGGCAACUCUUAAACAAGAAUUUGGCACGGCAUCAAUUAAAGAAGAAUUACACGGCACAGUGCCGGAAGAUAUAAAUUUGGAUGGUUAUCAUAAGCAUAAAAGAAAUGAUGCUGCCCCUGUACCAUUAACAACUGCUGAGGAAGAAUUAGCUGAAUUGAAAAAAACAACAAUUCACACGGAUUACAGUGUUGAAACGAGACAUCAAACACUAAGUGGUGUCGCUUUUCCCGUGUCAGAUGAAGCAAAACAAGCAAUUACCGAUUUAGGAAAAGGAAUUCACGAUUAUAUACAAUUGAAAAUUGAUAUUGAUGAAGAGAAAAUUCAUUUGGUUACAGCGGGCGAUGUUUCUUUAGAUAAAUUACCGACAAAAGUUCCUUCAGAUUCUGCGAGAUAUCAUCUUUUUAGUUUCAAACAUACUCACGAAGGAGAUUAUAUGGAAUGUAUAGUUUUCAUAUACAGUAUGCCAGGAUAUAAAUGCAGUAUUAAGGAAAGAAUGCUCUACUCAUCAUGCAAAGCUCCACUUCUCGAUUUUAUUCAAUCAUUAGGCGUAAUCAUUGCCAAAAAAUUGGAAGUUAAUGGCGGAGAAGAAUUAGCUGACAUGUUGGAAGAUCCUCCAAUCAUAAGGGAACCGGGUACAAAUACGCCAGCAACUCCGUCAACGCCGUGUAACAAUUCGAUUCCAUUUACCGAUAACAAAAAGUACAAGCAAAAGCGUUCUUGCGUUUUGAGUUAACAAAAUUAAAUUUUUGAAUAAUUUUCCGUCUAAACUGGUUUUCGUGUUUCGAUCGUUAAAAAUCCUUUUAUCACAAAAUUUACAUUUGUGAUAGUAAAAUAAGACUUUUUUUUAUGCCCCUCAUUAAGUUUAUAUUCAGUCAGCUUAUAAAGCAGAUUAAAACUUUACUUGCCAAAUGAUCUGACAAAAAAAAAAAAGAUUGACAACGAGAUUAUAUUACAAUUUCUUUUUUCUGAUAUAAAUUUUUUUUUUAUUUAGCAUGUAAGUUGACAAAGAAAAAUUGAAUUCUUCCAAAAGGUGAGGAUUUAACUGCUUUUGAAGAGCUGAUAAACAAAAAAAAAAAAAAAAUCUUAAAAAAACAAACUAAAAACUUGAAAAUACAAAACCUUCUUCUCGUAAACGUUUAAAUGACAAAGAUAGUUUAUGGGUUUUGAAAAUCUUAUUCAAACACUGAUUUUUAUUAGUGUAUUGUGACUCGUAAAGUUCUAAAUAUCAGAUUAUUAACAGAGUUUGAUAUUUAAAAUGUUUAAAGAUUUUUUUUUAAAUAGAGAAACGCUUUUUAUUAACAAUUUCUUCAAGAAAUAUAUAUAUAUUUAAUUAAACAAGUGAUAUAAAUGCUUAUGUAGAAAAACGUAAUAGAUAAAGAAAAAACAUAUUUUUCUAAAUUACAAAAAGUGAAAAUUCCAUAUAACUUUGAGACGAUAAUAUCUAACAAUUGUAACGCGUCUGUGGUAAGAAAAAAAAAUAAGAAUUCCAUAUUUUAAUAAUCUAGCAAACACUAGGAGAACAAGAGUCAUUUUUAUUUUAUCUUUGAGAUUAAGCUCGUGAAUUUUUACUAUUCUUCCUCCGUAAUGAAUGGAAGUUGAGUCUCACGAAUUAAGUCUACUUAGAUUUAUUAGUUUGAAGCCGCUUGCAUAUUAAUAAAUAUAAUUAAUUAUCAUUAAUAACAAUUAAAACAAUUUCUUAGUCAAUAAUAAUUUUUGACCCAUUGUUUUUAAUAACAAUUACCAAUAUCUAUAAAUAGAAUAUUAAACAAAAUAUAAUAGAGAUUGAAUUUCAUUAAAACGCACAAAUAAUAAAGUGCAGACUGAUAAAUCAGUGAUUCAUAUAUAUUUAAAAAGAUUUGCUCAAUUAAUUAAACCGAGUCUUGCUUAGUUCCUAGUCUUGAGAAAGUGAUAUACGUAUAAGUUUUGUCGUUUAUAAUUUUAUUAAAUACUAAACUCAUGAGACUCGACUUCCAAAAAUUCGAUAAAACGGAUAUAUAAUUUUAUAAGUAUAUAGAAUUUGAUGCUGUAAGGAAAAAGUGAUUUUAUCUGAAAAAACUUUGGCAGUUAAGAUGUCAUUAUGUGAUUAGAAGAGAGUUGGGUAAAAUUCCAAGUUUAGAUAUAACUUAAAAAAAAAGCCCUCGCCUAACUUCUCUGUACAUUUUUAUCAACGAUAUUGUAUUAGCCAGAGGAUCUGAUAUAUAUAUAUAAAUAUAAAUUAUAUAUAUGUGCAAAAUAUUCUUGCCCACAUGUUGGAUGUAGACAAAUAUUUAUAUAUAAAUAUAGUCGGUUCGCGAUCGCGUUUAGUGAUAAUACAAAUAUUAUAAUGUUAUCAACGCAUAUUAGUUAAACAAUAUUCUCUAUACUCUUGUAAAAAAAAAAAAAAAUUGACUUUCACAAAAAUACAAGUAAUUUGUAAGACUGACUGUGCGAGUCUCAUUUGCCUAAAACAAACUUUUACAUUCACAUUUCUUUAAUCCGAUUUCUAAUUAAAAUAAAAUUUAUAAAUUGAAAUUUCGAUGCGAAAUAAAAAAAAAGGAGAAAAAAUAAUUUAUUUUAUUAUAAAUCAAUAAUUAUGUUUUUCUUCUCUUUUUUUUCAUUUUUCAUCAAUAUUAUUGUUUCGAAAUUUUUCGAUUGUACCUGAUAAUUAAAUUAAAAAAAAGAAAUUUUUAAUUUAAAAUCACUUAAAUUUGUUAAUUAAGAAUUUUUUUUUUCGUCAACGUGAAAAAAUUUCAACGACCAAUAUUUUAAUUAAUCGGAAUAAAAGGAUAUCGAUGAAAAACGCACUAUUUUGAAAAUUUUUUUUAGGGCAAAUGAGACUGUGAGAAAAGAAAAUUCCAGAAGUGUUCUAUUUUUUGUGAUGCAUAUUUUUUUAAAGCCAAUUUGCGGCAGGACAUAUACUUGUCGCAAUCCUCAAAUAUUUUUUUAAAUGUAACGUAGCUUUUUUAUAAAAAUCAAUCUCGAAAUUCGCAUCCAGUCAAAAUAUUGCGACUUGUUCAAAUUUAAAAAGAUCAAGAAUAAUAAUUAAUCAAAAAAAGAAAAACAAAAAAAAAACAGUAGUUUAAAUAGUUAAGAGCAUGUAAAAUAUAAUUAAAAUUCAGCUCUACGAUUAUAAAUCAAUGAUUCUAAUUACACUUGGCUUAAAAUGAUUAUUAAGUAUUUAUAAUUGUUAUUUUUUAAAUUUUACAAAUGAUGUUUCAGUAUAAUGUGUGAUUAAAAAAAGAAAUUUGUUAAGACUAUAAAAAUAUUUCUUCCAUUUUCUGAGAAUUUAAAAAUUCAGGAACUUUAAAGUCUUAAUUUUUUAAUACCCAGAGAUAUAUAUAUAUAUGUAACAAUUUUUUUAGAUUAUAAAAAUUAAAGACGCACAUAUUGUAAGCCUGAACACAGUUUUCUUUUCUUUUUUUUUU
This is a messenger RNA of Leptopilina boulardi, 3851 nucleotides long. RefSeq names its product twinfilin (gene twf). Gene Ontology annotation, molecular function: actin filament binding; actin monomer binding. The transcript is spliced from 5 exons. The coding region runs from base 134 to 1180 and encodes 348 amino acids. Gene Ontology annotation, cellular component: actin filament; myofibril; cytoplasm. The record is from RefSeq and is a predicted model, not a curated record. Lineage: Eukaryota; Metazoa; Arthropoda; Insecta; Hymenoptera; Figitidae. Gene Ontology annotation, biological process: barbed-end actin filament capping; positive regulation of neuron projection development; actin filament depolymerization.